Neltuma alba is the source of this 2311-nucleotide messenger RNA. RefSeq names its product protein SIEVE ELEMENT OCCLUSION B-like. The record is from RefSeq and is a predicted model, not a curated record. NCBI's taxonomy places the organism in Eukaryota, Viridiplantae, Streptophyta, Magnoliopsida, Fabales, Fabaceae. The transcript is spliced from 7 exons. Gene Ontology annotation, biological process: phloem development. The coding region runs from base 1 to 2073 and encodes 690 amino acids.
AUGGAGCUGUUCCAGAGUAAGAAGCUCAUCGUUUCAGCUUCAUCUUUGUUGGAUAAGAUCAACCCUUUCACUGCAACAGAUGAAGCCAUUUCCAACCACAUCAUCGGAAUCCAUGACUCGCAGGCCCCCAAGUACGAUGUCGGUUCUCUUUACAAUGUUGUCUCCAACAUCAUCAAGAGCUCCACUCACAUCGGCACCUCCCUCGAUCUCAAGCGUCCCAAAGCUGUUGAACUUGUGGAAGACAAGGUUCCACAGUCCAGUUUCAUGCCACCUUUCAGUACCCUCAAAGAAAUCGCUUGUCAGAUGACAUGCAAGCCUUUUGAGAAAUCUACGGCACACCAAACAGCGGUGGGAAUUCUGGAGAAGCUUAAAAGCUACACAUGGGACGCAAAGGCAGUGAUAGCUCUCUCGGCUUUUGCUUUGGACUUUGGCGAAACUUGGCGUCUCGCUCUCAUGGAACGUACCGAGCAAAAUGCUCUUGAACUCCAUAUCUUCAGGCUUGGAGACGAACCCCAGCCUAGCAAGAACAACUUAGACCUCAUUAACACGUUGGUGGAUAUUUCAUUCAAACUUAUUGAAGGGAUUUCAACAUUGGAGAAGAAGAUCGCUGACAAGUCUCCAAGCCAAACUUUGUAUCAUGCUCCUCGAGAACUCUAUACUUAUUGGGCAAUCUUGGCCCUUCUCACUUGUUCUAAUCGAACGACUGAACUGGAUUGGAACAUCAAAUCCGAAGUUGUUGGGAAGCUCAAUCACGUUCUCAUGAGAUUGAAUAAUGAGUUGAAUGAGAUUCAGCGUGAAGAAGAUGAAGAGAAAGACCAAGCAUGGCGGGAGAGUGUGUUUAAGUCUCCUUCUGGAAUUGUGGAUCUUUUGAGGGCUCUCAUCUUCUCUAGGGAAAUUACUGAGCUCGAAAUCUUCGAUAACACUAUCCAAAAAGUGGUAAGCAAUGAUGUUUUGAAGACGAAGAAUCUUUUGCUGUUCAUUUCUGGUCUGGACAACAUCGAAGACGAGAUUUGGGUUUUGAAAUCUGUCCACGAUGCAUUCAAAAAAGACAAAGAGAAACAAAAUUACCAAAUCCUAUGGGUUCCUGUGGUGGAGGAAACUGAUGAUCAUAGGAUAACUGAUGAUCGGAAGGAAAAGUUCAAGCAGCUGAAAUCAAACAUGCCAUGGUACGUCUUACAGAACCUGUUCGCCAUUAAAGGCAAGAAGGCACUAGAAAAGCUGUGGCAUUACCAGGGAAAGCCUAUUGUGGUCGUGACAAACCCUAAAGGUCAAGUCAUUCACCGUAAUGCAAUGUACAUGAUCUUCGUUUGGAAGAUUGAAGCCUUCCCAUUUCGACAUGAGGACGAAGAAAGACUCUCCCUUCAAUGGAAGUGGUUUUGGAAUGAAGCAACCAAAGUUUUCCCCGACAUUGGAAAAUGGAUUCAGAGUGAGACAUACAUCUUCAUUUAUGGAGGGACUGACGUUGCUAGUACCCAAAGGAUUGGUACACUGUUAGACACCAUUAAGAAUGACCCCAUCAUCAAGCAAGCAGACGCCAUAAUCGAGCAUUUUAACCUCACAACAAGGCAUGAUCAAGCAUCCAAUUUCUGGGCCAGCAUCACCAACUCGAUGUUAAGCCGACUUCAAAAGAAGAAUCACGAACAAGACACUGUUCUUAAAGAAAUCGAAACCUUAUUGUCAUACAAGAAUGAGAAAGCUUGGGCCCUUCUGAGCAAAGGCCCCAACGUGCUGGUUAUAGGGUUUGAUUCCGUGGUAACAAGCGUACUGGAGACUUUCGAUGAAUGGAAAGUGAACGUGCAAGUUCUUCAAGGUUUUGAUAAUGCAUUUAUAAAGUAUUACAAUGAAACGAAGGCUGGUGUUCCUCCUCCUUGUGUCCACUUCCAACUGAGCAAUAUACGAUCAGGAGUUCCUUUCACUAUCACUUGUCCUGAGCCAUCUUGCAAGAAGAAGAUUAUGGAAGUUGAAACAGUUACCUACAACUGUUGCCAUGGGAUCCAUUCUCACAAUGCACCAUUGGCGAACCUGAACGGCGAGAUUGGGACCCCACUUCUGAAGACCAAAUGGACUCCGUAAUCAAUGAUCAUCAAUGUGCAUUGAUGGAUGAACUAGCUGCCUGCUCUGCUUUCUGUUGUCUCUAUGAUAUAAAUAAUCAAUAAAAUGUCUGCGUCUUUUAUAUAUGAACCUCUAUAGUGUGUACUACCUUUGUUUGUUGUGUCAUGUGCACUUGUCUGGUUUUGUAUGGAUGUUAUCAUGUAAUCUAUGUUUAACUCAAUAAAUAAUCGAGCUAUGAAGUAAUAAUUCUGUCUUUUUA